AUGGAAACGCGCAGUACGCCUCUCGAAAAUCGACCGCGACUUCCCCGCAUAGCCCUAAGCAAGCGGAAUCGGGCUGUCGUGAGGGCUCUGAACCCAAUGCUGGUGACCUAUUUGGAAGCCAGCCGGGACCUUUGCGAGACGGACUCAAUUCUCUUUGGCGCCGCACUGGCAGUCUGCCGUAUUAUAGGCGCCAAACUUUCCACGGCUGGACGCACUACUGGACAAAGUAGUGCUAUCCCAGCCUGGAGAACAAGAAUUGAAGAACGUAUCGCAAAGGCUAGGGCCCUCAUCGGCAGACUGAUAUGCUUCAGGUCAGGCAAUACCAGGCCAAGGAUUGUGCGCACCGUCAGGAUGGCGUUUGCUGGGACAAAUGUUAGUUUGUCCCAGCCGGAUAUAAUGCAAAAACUGACGGAGCGCAUAGACGACCUGAAGCAGAGAAUCGCUGCUUGGGGAAAGCGAAUUCGGCGAUAUACCGAGAGGUCGACACGGUUCAACCAGAAUCGUCUCUUCCAGAGUGAUCAGAAGAGGCUCUAUAAAUCAUUGGAGCGACCAAUGGUAAGUGGAACGGGCCCAGUACCGAAUCAGGCCGACACGGUCGCAUUCUGGCGCAGCCUGUGGUCAGAGCCGGUAAACCACAACGAGGGCCCUUGGACGGAAGUUGUGGCGAGUCAGUGUGCGGGUAUUACGCCCAUGGACCCCGUCACCAUAACGCCGGAUGACGUAGCUGAGGCGGUCCGUAGGGCCCCGAACUGGAAAAGUCCGGGACUCGACGGGCUGCAUCACUACUGGCUGAAGGGGCGUAGGGAAGUGACGACCCCACCGCCCGCUGACGUAACAGUUAUGUGA
Parnassius apollo (apollo) is the source of this 846-nucleotide messenger RNA. Lineage: Eukaryota; Metazoa; Arthropoda; Insecta; Lepidoptera; Papilionidae. The record is from the annotation of a GenBank genome assembly.